Molecule: messenger RNA, 1428 nt
Organism: Penicillium vulpinum
Lineage: Eukaryota; Fungi; Ascomycota; Eurotiomycetes; Eurotiales; Aspergillaceae
Product: putative C6 transcription factor
Exons: 2
Coding region: 1-1428 (475 amino acids)
Biological process (GO): DNA-templated transcription
Cellular component (GO): nucleus
Molecular function (GO): zinc ion binding; DNA binding
Source: RefSeq, a predicted model, not a curated record
AUGAUCCACGAAGCCAAGUUCAUGCAGCAAUUCAACGAUGGCACAGCUUCUAUGAUGCACAUUUAUGCCAUGUGUGCACUUGCUGCUAGGUUUUCUGACGACCCUGUCUUUGAUGGCAUCCCCCGAGGCUUGCGGGGCAACGUUUAUAUCACCGAAGCUGUGCGUCUCGCUCAACAGGCUAUCAUCCUUCCAAGCUUGGAAUCUAUGCAAGCCAUGGUUUUGAUUGGGUACUACUAUGGCGGGGAAGGUGACACGAAAGCAAAGCACGUGUAUAUCGGCCUCGCUCGGCUACACGCAGAAACCUUGUCACUCUGGGAUGCGACCAAGGAUGACAGUCUCAGUCCCCUGCAUCAAGAAGAGUAUCGUCGUACAUGGCUUUCUGUGGAUAUUGGUAGUGCCUGGUCAGCAACAGAUAUUUCAACCGAGCCUGUAUUCUUGAACCAUGGCCCACAUGUGGAUACUCUGCAAUUUGAUGACAUGGCGUUCCAGAGUCUCGAUCCAAGCCUAGCACCAGGAUCACCGGUCUAUCCUGUAUCUCCCUACAAUAUGUGGGCUUAUAUGGCAAAGACACUUGGUAUAUUUAACAAGACCAGUGGGCUCCUACGACGGAUGAGUCAAGGAUUGGUUCCUUUCGCUGAUUAUUGCCAAGAAGCCGCUGUGCUGGAAUCCUAUCUUGACCAAUGGGAGGAAAGUCUGCCCGCAAGUCUAAAGUAUUCCACAGAAAAUAUCAUGUCCUCUGCCGAGAAACGGCUUGGUCGGACGUUCCUCGCAAUGCAUAUUGGCUACCACCACUUUCGCCAAAUGCUCUUUUUCCCUUUUCUCGAUGCUCGCAGGAAUCGGCAUAAUAUAAAGCUUGCAGAAAAAGCCGCCCAAUGCAAACACCAUGCAAAUACAAUAUCCAAAAUUCUACAGCAUAGUACAGACAUCGAAGGUUGCGAUUUGAAUUGUUUCAUCUAUGGACAUAUCGCUGUGAUAAGCUCUUGUGUUCACCUCCACACUUUGCUCUCUAGUGAUAAACCCGAACAACUUUCCGUCGCACGACAAUGGUUACUUUCGAACUUCAAAUACUUGAUGGAUAUCAAAUCAUAUUGGCCUGUGGUCGAUCACUCUCUGGCACGCCUUCGAGAGUUUCAGAACUCCUGUCGAGAUUCCAUAUCAGACCCAUUUGUGCUGGAUAAUUGGAUGGCCCGCUUUCUGACCGAGCAUUCGUCCUAUAUCUCUGAGCGCAAAACUUGCACGAUGCAGCCGUCUGGUUUGGAUCCAGAGACCACCACAGCGAGUAAUAUAUGUGCAAAGGCUCCUGCGUCCGACUCUGUCAACAAUGUGGAGACUGGUCCUGAUAUGAAUGAUCUCUCUGAUUUGCUACAUGAUCAACAAGUGACCAGCGAGGCUCUUGUUAGUCAUGCGAUUGACUGGUUGCUUGAAUGA